Molecule: messenger RNA, 2377 nt
Organism: Bufo gargarizans (Asiatic toad)
Lineage: Eukaryota; Metazoa; Chordata; Amphibia; Anura; Bufonidae
Gene: SLC25A26
Product: solute carrier family 25 member 26
Exons: 10
Coding region: 124-948 (274 amino acids)
Biological process (GO): transmembrane transport
Cellular component (GO): mitochondrial inner membrane
Molecular function (GO): S-adenosyl-L-methionine transmembrane transporter activity
Source: RefSeq, a predicted model, not a curated record
UGGUGAAGUGAGAGCCGAGGGAAAGGCUGUUUUCGUCCCCGGUGUUCAGGUCACCCUGUGUUCGCUCCUGGUUCAAACAUGUGAGCGCUGUGUGCCACUAGUACUGUGGCCGCGGGCUGAAACAUGGAGCGGAGGGACUACUUCACCUCUCUGCUGGCCGGAGGGACGGCGGGUAUGUGUGUCGACCUUAUUUUAUUCCCGCUCGACACCAUUAAAACCAGACUUCAAAGCCCUCAGGGAUUCUCCAAAUCUGGUGGUUUCCGCGGCAUCUACGCCGGCGUUCCUUCCACGGCCAUUGGAUCAUUUCCUAAUGCUGCUGCUUUUUUCGUGACUUAUGAGACUGUGAAAUGUGUGCUUCACUCCGGCUCCUCUCCUUACCUCACACCAUUAGCGCAUAUGGCAGCCGCCUCUAUCGGGGAAGUGGUCGCUUGUCUUAUCCGUGUGCCUUCUGAGGUCAUUAAGCAAAGGGCACAGGUGUCUCCGUCCUCGACUACUUAUCAGAUGUUCGCCAGCACCCUGCGCCAGGAGGGAAUCCGAGGCCUAUAUCGAGGAUAUAAAAGCACAGUCCUGAGAGAGAUCCCAUUUUCACUCGUUCAGUUUCCACUUUGGGAGUUUUUAAAGGAUCUCUGGUCAUGGAAGCAGAGCCGUCCGCUCGAUUCUUGGCAGUCUGCAGUCUGUGGAGCAUUUGCAGGUGGUUUUGCAGCUGCAGUUACUACCCCCCUGGAUGUAGUGAAAACCCGUAUAAUGCUGGCAAAGACUGGAUCGAGUACUGCAAGUGGAAAUGUGUUGCUGGCGCUUAAUGAUGUUUGGAGAACUCGUGGCAUCACAGGGUUAUUUGCCGGCAUUGUGCCAAGAAUGACCGCUAUCAGCCUUGGAGGUUUCAUCUUCCUCGGAGCUUACUCCAAAGUCCGCAGCUUACUAGGAAACACAUCUUCAAUAGGAAGCUGAAGAGUGAUGUGCUCCAAGACACAGCGGAAAUGGAGGAAGCGGCAUAUUCACAGGAAUGUGGCCGUCAGGCUGAUCCAUGAGCCUCCUCCUCUCAUAUGUGACUUUUCUAAUAUUUCCAGGGGAUCCUUGUAGGACCGCAAAGCUGAGGAACCAGAACGCUCCACGUUAUUAGAGCAUUCGCUCCAAAAGUCACCAGUAAAUUCAGUCAUUUUAUUAAUCUCCUUCUCCUAACCCUAAUGUUCAUAGCCCCUAACUCCAGCACAAGAUGGAUGAAAGCCAAAAUGGCCGCCUUUAUAGCUGCUGCAGGGGUCUAACUCCGACCUGAAUGGCUAAUAUGCCUAGAUAGGCAAUGACAAGUCGCAGGGGAUGUGUAGGUAGACAUGAUGUUUGGUGUACUGGGGAUUUUGAGUGGAGCUGUAAUACUGGCUGCAUUUGUUAUGGACAUAAUUUAUCUUCUUGUUGCUAACUGGAAACGGUCAACAAGCUGCUGAUGACGGAUCUGUUACUAUUUUAUUUCCCACUGUGCAUGAGGUAUGGAACGGAUUGGUGCAGUAACCCCAUGACCAUGUACCCAGUACACAAAUGAUGUAUUCCUAUAUUGUUCAGACCAUUUGGAUAUCCACCAGUUAAUUAACAUCAGGUGUUAAAUUAUCAACUGGUCUCCAUUGACUUAUAUUGUGAGUCAUGAUGGAUCAGUCUUGCUCCGCAUCCCAGGACGCACUCAAAAACGCUGCUUGCAGCACUUUUGUGUGCGUCAUGGGAACGCAAUGAAACGGAAUGGAAUGUAUUCUGGCGCACUCUGUUCCCUUCAGUUCAGUUUUGUCCCCAUUGACAAUAAAUGGGGACAAAACUGAAGCGUUUUCCUCCGCUACUGAGAACCUGUGACGGAUCCCAGUAGCGGAAAGGGAAAACACUGGUGUUAAAGUAGCCUUAUUAGGACUGCACUGUUUAGUUGGUCUGCAUUGUUAAUGGUCCCGCGGUAUUGCAGGUGUCCUGCAGCUAUUUACAAUGUAGCGUGGCUAAACAGUGUGGCCCUAUUUAGUUAAUUGGAGCCCAGUGUGGCUUGCAAAACUACGUUGUAACCAUGGCUUAUGGUCGUACCGUUAAAGCGUGCAAUAGUUAAAAACAAAAAUGUCCAUAAUCUGUCGGCAGCAGCGGACCUCCUUGGUGAUGGUUUCCAUGUAACUGCAUAUCUUUUUCUAUGUUAUUUUGAGUAAAAUAUAUGAAAACAAGAAUGAUAUAUCGCUAAAUAGUGCCCAACCUGCCAACCAGGGCGAUUGUUUUGUUUUUGUUUAGAAAAGGGGGAGGGAUGAUUGCUUUAUAUUCCUUAAUGGUUUUUACAAAUAUUUCCCAUUGGUCAUUCGUUUUAUUGCAUAUUCACUGAUGAAGCAGAGCUGGACUGGAGAUGCCAAGUGAAUAAAAUUUUGCU